AUGUCCAACCCUACGAUACCCCGCGGUUACCAUGAUGAGCCCAAGCGCGGUCACUCGAGAGUACCCAUAGAGCUAGACAAACCCAAAGACGACCUCAUCACAUACAGAGAAUUGAGCAAGUGCGAUGGCACGGAUUUGUCCAGACCUGUCCUAGUCGCGAUCAAAGGGACAGUCUUCGAUGUCACUCGAAACGCCGCCUAUGGAUCCGGAGGACCAUAUCAUGUCUUCGCCGGCAAAGAUCCCUCCCGUGCCCUUGCGAUCUCUAGCCUGAAACCCGAGGAUUGCGUCCCAGAAUGGCAUGACCUUGAAGACAAACACAAGACAAUCUUGGAUGAAUGGUAUACCUACUUUAGCCAGUGCUAUAACAUCAUGGGAAAGGUAGCCGGUGCAAAGAACUUGGAUCCGUGA
Messenger RNA from Rhinocladiella mackenziei CBS 650.93, 408 nucleotides. RefSeq lists its product as uncharacterized. The transcript has 4 exons. Lineage: Eukaryota; Fungi; Ascomycota; Eurotiomycetes; Chaetothyriales; Herpotrichiellaceae. The record is from RefSeq and is a predicted model, not a curated record. Gene Ontology annotation, cellular component: endomembrane system; membrane. The coding region runs from base 1 to 408 and encodes 135 amino acids.